Molecule: messenger RNA, 1977 nt
Organism: Trifolium pratense (red clover)
Lineage: Eukaryota; Viridiplantae; Streptophyta; Magnoliopsida; Fabales; Fabaceae
Product: prolycopene isomerase, chloroplastic-like
Exons: 6
Coding region: 127-1890 (587 amino acids)
Biological process (GO): carotenoid metabolic process
Molecular function (GO): oxidoreductase activity
Source: RefSeq, a predicted model, not a curated record
AGGAUAUUGUAACAAAGGAAAUUGGGUAGUGACGUGGCUAAACUGAAGACAGGAGUUUACAACUUGAAAAGAAGAAAUAACAACAAUACAAUACAAUACAAGAUUGAUGAUUUGGUUUGGUGGUUCAUGUGCCCUGCCAUGAAUACGAUGAGGGGUGUUGGCGUGUUUCCUUGUAAUGUUGUGAGAGUGAGAAGACAGUGUUCAAGAAUUCAUCAUCAUUCUUCUUCUUUUCACAAUAAUAAUAAUGGGAGAACAAUGAGGAAAUGCUUUGUGGUGCGAAACAGUAGCAGCAAAUUAGAUGAUGGUGAUGAUGAUGCAGAAGCAGAUGUAAUUGUGAUUGGGAGUGGUAUUGGUGGACUGAGUUGUGCAGCAAUGUUAGCAAGAUAUGAACAAGAUGUUGUCCUUUUGGAAAGUCACGACGUUGCAGGAGGUGCUGCUCAUUCUUUUGAUGUCAAAGGCUAUAAGUUUGAUUCAGGUCCAUCAUUAUUCUCUGGUUUGCAGUCAAGAGGUCCUCAGGCUAACCCUCUUGCUCAAGUUCUUGAUGCAUUGGGAGAGUCUGUUCCAUGCGCUACUUAUGAUUCAUGGAUGGUCUAUGUACCUGAGGCUGAUUUCUUGUCCCGCAUUGGCCCUACUGAGUUUUUAAAGGACCUUCAAAACUAUGCCGGUCCUGAAGCUGUUCGAGAAUGGCAAAAGCUUUUAGAUGCUGUACUUCCCAUGUCUACAGCUGCAAUGGCUCUUCCCCCUCUAUCUGUUCGAGGAGAUUUCGGUGUUCUUUACACAGCUGCUGCUAGAUAUGCGCCUUCUCUUUUCAACACCUUUUUCCAAAUGGGUCCUCAGGCUGCUCUUCGAUCCACACAGCUUCUCUCACCUUUCUCCCAAAUACUUGACUCUUUGGAACUCAAACACCCUUUUAUACGCAAUUGGAUUGAUCUACUCUCUUUCUUGCUUGCUGGGGUCAAAUCCGAUAGUAUACUCUCUGCAGAGAUGGUUUACAUGUUUGCAGAAUGGUACAAACCAGGUGGCUGUCUUGAGUACCCCCUUGAUGGAGCUGCAGGUAUUGUUGAUGCUCUCGUACGAGGACUAAAGAAAUUUGGUGGACGGAUUUAUCUUCAAAGUCACGUGGAAAAGAUUGUUGUCGAAAAUGAAAGAGCCAUUGGAGUGAAGCUGAGAAGUGGUCAAUUUAUACGUGCUAAGAAGGCUGUUGUGAGCAAUGCAUCAAUGUGGGAUACUUUAAAAUUGCUACCUCAAGAAGUUAUUUCAAAAUCUUACUCAGAUAGGAUUAACACAACUCGUCAGUGUGAAUCAUUCAUGCAUCUCCAUUUGGGAUUUGAUGCUGAGGGUAUACGCAGUGAUCUGGGAAUUCAUCAUAUAGUUGUAAAUGAUUGGGAAAGAGGAGUUGAUGCAGAUCAGAAUGUUGUGUUGAUAUCAGUGCCUAGUGUACUUAGUCCUAAUCUGGCACCUAUUGGGAAACAUGUGUUACAUGCUUAUCUACCAGGAACCGAACCAUUUGAGUUGUGGGAAGGACUUGAUCGUAGGAGUUCUGAAUACAAAAAUCUUAAAGAUCAAAGAUCAGAGAUAAUGUGGAGAGCAGUGGAGAGAGCAGUGGGAACAGGUUUCAGCAGGGAAAAAUGUGAAGUGAAAUUAGUUGGAAGUCCACUCACACAUCAAAGAUUUCUUCGGAGGAACAGAGGAACAUAUGGACCAGCUAUGCAAGCUGGUAAAGAUACCUUUCCCGGACAUUCAACCCCAAUCCCACACCUUUAUUGUUGUGGUGACUCCACUUUUCCUGGCAUUGGAGUCCCUGCUGUUGCUGCCAGUGGCGCAAUUGUAGCUAAUUCACUAGUUUCAGUGUCUCAGCAUUCCCAGCUGCUCGAUGCAAUUGGAAUUUGAAAUAAUUCUACAGAUUUUAUCUACCAAGCAGUAGCCUUACCAAACUCAAUUUUAUAUACUUUUCACUUCAUUUUAGACUUAUCACCA